AUGUCUCACUUUGCGAGAGCCAAUCUCUCUCCCAGCGAUCCGGGGUACUAUGAUACCAACUCCAAGAUGAUAUACAUCCCUGUGGGGGUCUUCCUAGGUAUCUGUCCCAUCAUUGUCGGUACCAGAAUUUGGUCAAGGUUGGGUAAUGGAGGACACCUCGGUGCCGAUGACUGGACUAUUCUAGUAUCACUUAUAUUCGCCCUCGCUUCAAGUGCAAUUAUGCUUGCCGCUUGUCACUAUGGCUAUGGAAGACACACUUAUAGUUUGUCUGCCUACGACAAAUACCAAGCCUUCAAGUACUUCUAUCUCUGCCAGGUGACUUACAAGGCGUGUAUCAACUUGACAAAGGCGUCAAUCCUCCUGCUAUAUCUGAGAAUCUUCAGUAAUACGAAGUGGUUCCGAUGUGCGUGCCGCUUCAUGCUGCUCAUUGUGGUCAUGUACUGCAUCGCAUCAGUCACAGCAACGAUAUUUCAAUGCACGCCGGUCACCAAGGCAUUCGACAAGUCCAUGAAGGGUACCUGCAUUGACAAUGGGAAGUUCUGGUACGCUAACUCGGGGUUUUCUAUCGCGACUGAUAUCAUCAUCCUCACCCUUCCCAUGACUCUUGUCUACGCAUUGCAGAUACCAAGAGUCCAAAAGGCUGCCCUAAUGAUAGUCUUUGCUCUGGGUGUAUUCGUGGUCAUCACUUCUUGUCUAAGAGUUACAACCAUAGAUAUUCAGGCGAAGACGCCAGACCCGACUUAUGACAUUGCAUCUACCAUGUGGACCAUUAUUGAGAUGAACGUGGCGCUCGUGUGUGCCUGUCUUCCGCAAAUACGUCCUCUCAUUAUCAAGUGGUUCCCGAGGCUGAUGCCCGUCUACUACUCCAAUUCCCACGAACAGUCGGAUAAGCGCCCAGCUUACAGUAGCAAUGGCUUGUCAACGUCUCAUCCGAGUAGCAGCGAGAGUCAUUCCAAGUCGGAAGAGGGUAAAUGGAUGCGCAUGAAUGCCGGGAAGGCUGGAUACGAGGGCGCCAACCGAUCCGAUUCUCGUAGGGCCGAUUCCAGCUCAGACGAGUAUAUGCUACACGAGGAAAAGGGACUUCAAAUACAAAAGACUGUGCAGUACACUGUCGAGUACUCCCCGGAUGGCAAGCGUGGUCCGUAUAUGGGAUCAAUGGUAUGAGGUUCGGAGCAAAUUCCCUACACGGCAUAAUAUUGUGGUAAGCUUCCCGGGAAAAAAGGACACGGGCCGUAUUUUUAGAUGAUCUUUGGGUCGUAUUAUCCUUCUUUCAGAUUCCCUAGCUUUUAUGGCUGUUUAAAGUUUAAGAUCGCGUCAAAUGUCUUUGACUAGCUUAUUUUUAAACGAGUUACAGGGGAUAUUAGUGUUUCC
Molecule: messenger RNA, 1371 nt
Organism: Daldinia caldariorum
Lineage: Eukaryota; Fungi; Ascomycota; Sordariomycetes; Xylariales; Hypoxylaceae
Exons: 4
Coding region: 1-1164 (387 amino acids)
Source: RefSeq, a predicted model, not a curated record